Messenger RNA from Nanorana parkeri, 900 nucleotides. RefSeq names its product NK2 homeobox 5 (gene NKX2-5). The transcript is spliced from 2 exons. The record is from RefSeq and is a predicted model, not a curated record. Gene Ontology annotation, molecular function: DNA-binding transcription factor activity, RNA polymerase II-specific; RNA polymerase II cis-regulatory region sequence-specific DNA binding. NCBI's taxonomy places the organism in Eukaryota, Metazoa, Chordata, Amphibia, Anura, Dicroglossidae. The coding region runs from base 1 to 900 and encodes 299 amino acids. Gene Ontology annotation, biological process: regulation of transcription by RNA polymerase II; cell differentiation. Gene Ontology annotation, cellular component: nucleus.
AUGUUUGCUAGUCCAGUGACUUCUACUCCAUUCUCUGUCAAAGAUAUCCUCAACCUGGAGCAGCACCAGACUGGCCUGACAGCCAUGGACAUCUCCCCCAGGCUGGACACCUCUUCCUGCAUGCUGUCCAGCUUCAAGCAGGAGUCGUACCCGGGUACUCCGUGCCUAUCGGAGCUGAGUGAGGACCUGUCUCAGAGGGACACCUCCAAGGGUUCCUCUCCUUUCCCAGGAUCUUUCUUCGUCAAGAACUAUAUGGAGAUGGAGUCAUCCAAGGAGCACAAAGAGGACAAAAAAGAACUCUGCUCCUUGCAGAAAACCCUGGAAAGUGACAAGAGAGACAUGGAUGACCCAGAUAGACCAAGGCAGAGAAAGAGAAGGAAGCCCAGGGUUCUCUUCUCCCAGGCCCAGGUCUAUGAACUUGAGAGAAGGUUCAAGCAGCAGAAGUACCUAUCGGCUCCAGAGAGAGACCAUUUAGCUAACGUGUUAAAACUCACGUCCACCCAGGUGAAAAUUUGGUUCCAGAACAGAAGAUACAAAUGUAAAAGACAAAGACAAGACCAGACUCUGGAAAUGGUGGGCCUACCGCCUCCAAGAAGGAUAGCUGUCCCAGUUCUGGUGAGAGAUGGCAAGCCUUGCUUAGGAGAAUCAUCUCCAUACAACUCACCGUACAAUGUCAGCAUUAACCCUUACAGUUAUAACACUUAUCCCUCCUACUCCAACUACAGCAACCCAGCCUGUAAUGGCAGCUACAAUUGCAGCUACACAUCAAUGCCAAGCAUGCAGCCCGCCUCAGCCAGCAAUAACUUUAUGAAUUUCAGUGUGGGGGACUUGAACACAGUGCAGACACCCAUCCAACAGGCAAACAGUGUCACUGCACUUCAUGGCAUUCGAGCCUGGUAG